CAGUCCCUUGCUGAGCGUUGGACAAUCAGGCACGAAGAGUCAUCGACAUUCAUCAAGGUGUUCUGUGAUCAGGUGUUAAGUCGUAAUUGACAACCAGGAGUGGCAAAAUGGUGGCUGGAAUGCUGAUGCCUCUGGAUGACCUGAGGUCCAUCUAUGAGGUCCUCUUCCGGGACGGCGUCAUGGUAGCCAGGAAGGACAGGCGUCCCCAGUGUAUGCACCCCGACGUCCCAGGUGUAUCCAACCUCAAGGUGAUCCGAGCGAUGGGUUCCUUGAAGUCCGGAGCCUUUGUCAGGGAGACCUUUGCCUGGCAACACAGCUACUGGUACAUUACCAAUGAAGGCAUCGCUCAUAUGCGAGAGUUCCUGCACCUUCCGCCAGAGAUCGUCCCUUCUACCUUGCACAGGGUCCGGUCCACGGCAUCAACCCUGAACCUAACCCGUCGGGCAGCCCAUGUGCAGACAAUUAAGGGUCCCACCUCUUUCAUCCCCAAACCAAGAGUCAAAGAAGAGCAGGAAGAUCUAGUGGAUCGGCAGGGGUACCGAUACAAGAAAAGAAUCCCUAGAGAACAGGAGGGCCAGCCUGAGAAGACUGCUAUGAGCUUUAGAGGCUCCUACACACCCAGCAAUGUGGUCACCAGACCUGCGCAUUCAGCAACCAGGGAGACCAAACAAGAGUCACCUAUCAUUAGGAAACAACAGCAGCAGUCAGAAACCUCCAGGCACAUUACAUUUGAAGAACAGAAGAUUUCAGCUGCUGCAAAGCCUGGUUCCUGGAAAACAAACAGAAAUAUCAAAGCAUCUCAUUCAGUAGUUGCUCCAACUGAGGAGUCCAUUGCAAGUCCAUGUGAAACAGUAAAGAUGAACAUGCCUGCUCCACCUGUGGAGGCAGUAAAAGAAGAGCCAUUUAAUGCCCAAACUGAGGCUCCACAGCCAGUGAGUGAGACAGUAGCAGUUGAGUUAGUUCAAGAGGACGUGAAGAUCCCCAAUGAUCAGGAACCUACAGAUAUAUGGGAUGAAGAGAAUGAAUCAAAAGACUUGGUGCCACUGGUUGAAGAAGGGGCAAGUCAGCAGGAGGUACAGGAGUCUAAAGAACUUACCACACAAACAGAACAAGAAGAAACCAUUGAAGUAGAGCAAGAUGCUCCAGAAAUAUAUACCGAUGGAGAUGUUCCACUGACAGUCUCUCAAAUUGUUAAUGAACAAAAUGCUAGUCAGGUGGUCCAAGAAUCACCGCAGCAGAUAUUUGAGCCCAAAGAACAAACAAAACAAAUAGAGACCAUGGUGGUUGAGGAGCCGCUUGAAUGUGUGAUGAUGGAUGUUUCAGAUGCCUCCUCUACUUCGUCCGUUAUCUAUCAUGAGCCUGAAGCUGAUGAGCUGGUCGAAGAGGUGACAAAGGAUCUGCAGGAGUUGCUGGUAGCUGAAGAUGCUGAAGUAUUUAGGCAAACAACACAUGCAGAUACCAAGAUGGUUGUAGAGGAAACCAUUGAUGCAGAAUGUGCAGUGAUGGCUGAGAAUGUUCCACAAGUAUCUGUUGCAGAUGAUUCACUGAUUGUGCUCCAAAUCCAUGAUGAACCCAAAGGUGAUGGGCAGGUUAAUGAAGAGGCUGGUCUGCAGCAGGUACAUGAAUUUACAGUUCCCCACAUCCAGACUGAGCAUUUACCUGAACUUGUUGUCCUAGAACCACCAGUGCAGGCGAGUACAAGUACGUCAGCCAUAACUUCAGUUGCCUUGGAAGAUGCGCUGUCACUCACUACUGUUAAAUCCUUGGAGACAGUCUCUGAUGGCACGCUCCACCCUCACGUUUCUCCCAUGACUGAUGCCUGCGUGGAUCUCUCUGAGUUUGAGGUGCUAGACACUGACAUCUCACAUGCUGAUGUAAAUGUCAGCCCUUUACCAGAGGACUGCUGAAUUGUAUUGGACAAAAUCUGAUCCAAACUAGUAUUGCUCGUUUUAGUAUGCAAGAUGUCAAAAAGAGGAUAAAACAAGCAGUAAGGAAUUCUAGUGGACAACUUGCAAUCUAACUGCAGAAAAGGCAUGCAAACACCAAGAACAGUACAGGUUGCACUGAUCAAAGGCUUGGAAGCAUGCUAACUCUUGUUUGUGGUGAUACAGUAGCAGAUGUAGGAGAUUAUUUUACAUUUGCGCAGGGUGGUUUGAUCAGGACCACAGGACUGCAAACAGUAGCUUAGGUGUUUUUAUCUGAAUGCAUGAUAAUGCAAUGAAAAUUAAUGGGAAGAUGCCUCAAAAAGUGAAAAAUUGUUACAUGUUGUCAUUUUGGACUCGUUCAAAUGCAUCUGAUCUUCCAAAUAGUUGAGACAUUGUCUGACAAUAAAGUAUUAUCAAUCAAUCAGUGAAUAUUAUCAGACUAAAAUGCAACUUCAUUCCACAAUGUCUGUCCUGACCCCAGUUAAAGAAAAAAUUGUGAUCAAGCUCAUUUCCACUAACCUCUAAAAAUGGUAUGAAAACGUAGCCUACGUACUUAAUGUCAUGCACAUUGUAGAAUAUUUAUCUUCGCAUUUAUAUGUUCUUUGUUUCUAUGGAUACAAUUGUAACUCAUUGUGUUUCCCCUGUGUUGGACCAGUGAUCCUGGUCCCAUUCAGACCUAUUACCCAAUGAUCU
This is a messenger RNA of Alosa alosa (allis shad), 2618 nucleotides long. RefSeq lists its product as uncharacterized. The transcript has a single exon. Gene Ontology annotation, cellular component: cytosolic small ribosomal subunit. NCBI's taxonomy places the organism in Eukaryota, Metazoa, Chordata, Actinopteri, Clupeiformes, Clupeidae. Gene Ontology annotation, molecular function: structural constituent of ribosome; RNA binding. The record is from RefSeq and is a predicted model, not a curated record. Bases 108 to 1907 code for a protein of 599 amino acids.